CUAGCCUUCUCCUUGCUAGCCAUUUCUGGGAAUGGGGGUCCAAGCCAUAAUAACACAGUCAUCAUAGGCAUGAGGCUGGAGAACAGCACCAAGCUAGGGACUGGCAUCUUGGAAAAGGGGAUCAUUCAAGUGGUUGAAGACAGCAACAUCCAACUUCGGAUUUAUGGCCAGGGCAUCCAUGAACUCACCUGGCAGGUCGUCUACUUUGCUGAGAUGUCUGCCUGGGAUGCUGCAGCUGGUGUCCUGAGCAAGGAUCCCUGCUCUGAAAGGACCAGUGACUUGCUGGUGCAGCCGUACAGUCUAGACGUACGAGAUACAUCCGCAGUGCUGUCCGUGAUCGUCCAGACCCUGCGGAAGGAUGUCCAUGACAAGAACUACGUGAUGUGCCUGGCGGACGGUUCUGGGAAGCCACGGAACUGGCUCAAGGACCCCGACUCGUUUCUCCGAGUGGUCGAACAUGAGACCUUGGGCCUGCCCUUCUGGCUCCACAUCAUCCUAAUUUUUCUCCUCUUGGGGCUGUCGGGCAUGUUUAGUGGCCUCAACUUGGGCUUGAUGUCUCUGGAUCCCAUAGAACUGCACAUUGUGCAGAACUGUGGCACGGCCAAGGAGAAGAAAUAUGCCACCAUGAUCGAGCCCAUCCGCCGGAAGGGCAACUACCUGCUGUGCUCUUUGCUGCUAGGCAAUGUCUUAGUCAACAGUUCCCUCACCAUAUUGCUUGACAUUCUUUUGCAGGGAAACCUUGUAUCUAUUGUGGUCUCUACUUUUGCCAUUGUCCUCUUUGGGGAGAUAAUCCCGCAGGCCCUCUGCUCCCGUCAUGGUUUGGCAGUGGGGGCCAACACCAUCUUCAUCACCAAGUUUGUCAUGUUGCUCACAUUCCCGCUCUCUUACCCCAUCAGCAAAGCCCUGGACUAUGUGCUCGGUAAAGAAAUGGGCACCAUAUACAACCGGGAGAAACUGAUGGAGAUGUUGAGGCUGACGGAACCCUACCUUGACCUUCUCAAGGAAGAGCUGAAUAUCAUCCAAGGAGCCCUGGAGCUGAGGACCAAGACCGUGGAGUGUGUCAUGACCCCCUUACACGAUUGCUUCUUGCUCAGCAAUGAUGCCAUCCUAGACUUCAACACCAUGACGGAGAUCAUGAAGAGUGGUUAUACCCGCAUCCCCAUCUAUGAAAAGUCAAGGCCUAAUAUCGUUGACAUGCUGUAUGUCAAGGAUCUAGCUUUUGUUGACCCUGAUGACUGCACUCCACUCCAGACAAUCACUAAGUUUUACAAGCACCCGGUUCAUUAUGUCUUCCACAAUACCAUGCUGGAUGCCGUCCUUGAAGAGUUCAAAAAAGGUAAAUCCCACCUUGCUGUUGUCCAAAAGUUGACGGAGGCUGAGCAUGACUACAUCUGUGAAGUGGUGGGUGUGGUGACCUUGGAGGAUGUCAUUGAAGAGAUAAUCAACUCAGAGAUAUUGGAUGAAUCAGAUAUCUACACGGACAACCGCACCAGAAGACGUGUCGCCACCUCAAGGAAGUGGGACUUCUCGGCCUUCAAGGGCAAUGACAACGAAGCAAAGAUCUCCCGUCAGCUGCUCUUGGCUGCACACCGGUUCCUCUCCACAGAGGUCCUGCCAUUUUCCCCAAACAUCAUCUCAGAGAAGUACCUGCUGCGUCUUCUCAACCACUGUGAUGUCGUCUGUGAGUUGAAAUUAGAUGACGACAACAAGAACGCCCUGGGCCAUUACUUGUAUCAAAGGAAUAAGCCAGCUGACUACUUUAUCCUCAUCUUGCAGGGGAAGGUGGAGGUCGAAGCUUGCAAGGAAAACAUGAAGUUUGAGAAUGGACCUUUCUCCUACUACGGGGUCAUGGCCUUGGGUCCGUCCACUCCAGGAGAGGGGAGCUCCCCGUCUCGCCUCAGCAAUCUGAAUCGCGUUAGCUACGAGUACAUGAUCCCUUCCUUCAGCAGCACCAUCAGCGCCAACCAAGUUCUCCCCAGCACCAGCCUGCAGUAUAUGGCAGACUUCACUGUCCGUGCCCUCACGGACCUCCUCUACAUCAAGAUCAGACGGAACCACUACCAGAACUGUCUGAUGGCCUCACUAGUAGAGAGCAGCGCUAGUGAUAACCAGCCACCUGAGCAGGAGCAUUUCUAG
This is a messenger RNA of Elgaria multicarinata webbii, 2136 nucleotides long. Its product is annotated as metal transporter CNNM4-like. Gene Ontology annotation, biological process: magnesium ion transport; magnesium ion homeostasis; intracellular manganese ion homeostasis. Gene Ontology annotation, cellular component: cytoplasm; plasma membrane. NCBI's taxonomy places the organism in Eukaryota, Metazoa, Chordata, Lepidosauria, Squamata, Anguidae. Gene Ontology annotation, molecular function: magnesium ion transmembrane transporter activity; sodium ion transmembrane transporter activity. The record is from RefSeq and is a predicted model, not a curated record. The transcript has 7 exons. The coding region runs from base 70 to 2136 and encodes 688 amino acids.